AUGUCGAGGAACAGAGAGCUGAAUAUGACGCAGAUGAUCGAGCGGGCUUUGGAUGGGACUUGGGAUCUGCCGGCUCUCUGUGACGAGUUGAAGAAACGAGAUGCGAAACACGCAAGAGGCACACCUUCAAGGCUGGUGUAUACCAUGCACCGCACUAUAAUAUGCAAAGCCCUUAUGAUGAGGCUCAAACCAGACCCAAAGGGAAUGGUGCCUAAGGACUUUGUUCACGCGUGGGUAGCCACGUUCUGCCUGAAACAUGAUAUCGCCAUAGUGAACCAGACGAAGCUGACUUCUACAUUGAGAGCUAUAUAUCCAGAUGCCUUGGUGAGGCGGAAAUUUAUACACGGGAACCAGGUGGAGAUGUACGUUGGAAUUACUUAUUUAGGAGAAGAUCCGGGCUGGGAAUACCAGGGAAUAGUCGAGUUUCCAAACUAUUCCAUACCAGAGAUCGUGAAGAUGUGGACCGAGGUGGUGAAGGGACUGGACGGAGAAAAGACGCGAAAUGGCCACGAAAGUGACGAGCAGGCGUUUUGA
Molecule: messenger RNA, 534 nt
Organism: Kuraishia capsulata CBS 1993
Lineage: Eukaryota; Fungi; Ascomycota; Pichiomycetes; Pichiales; Pichiaceae
Exons: 1
Coding region: 1-534 (177 amino acids)
Biological process (GO): regulation of DNA-templated transcription
Molecular function (GO): DNA binding
Source: RefSeq, a predicted model, not a curated record